This is a messenger RNA of Penicillium taxi, 1221 nucleotides long. Its product is annotated as agmatine deiminase family protein. The record is from RefSeq and is a predicted model, not a curated record. Gene Ontology annotation, biological process: putrescine biosynthetic process. The coding region runs from base 1 to 1221 and encodes 406 amino acids. Gene Ontology annotation, molecular function: protein-arginine deiminase activity; agmatine deiminase activity. Lineage: Eukaryota; Fungi; Ascomycota; Eurotiomycetes; Eurotiales; Aspergillaceae. The transcript has a single exon.
AUGAAGCUUUUAUCGAAGCUACGCAAGAUCGUUCCAAAGGUUCUUCGAAUCUUCCCUUCACAGCAGAAAGACCGCCAACUCCUUCAAAAUGAUCCUGACGAGACUGAAGACCACCAACAAGGGAAAUACAUACUCCCGGCUGAAGGCGAACAUCAUCUGGCCACGAUGAUGGGGUUUCCAUCUCGGUGUUCUUUACCUCCUAGUCAAUAUGAUGCCGUCUGCAAUGAACUAGUCGAGUUAGCCUCGGCAAUUUCCGACUUCGAACCCGUCCGCAUGUAUGUGCGCCCCGAGGACAAGGACCUGGCCGAGUCUCUGAUCAUGAUGGCUGCGAAGGAUGUUUCAAAAGUUAUGCUUAUCCCAUGUCCCAUCAACCAUUGUUGGGUUCGCGAUACAGGCCCAAUCUACGUUCAUGAAGCCACAGAAUCAUGGUUUAACAAACGAUUUGCAUUGAACGGUCGCUUUAAAGAGUGGCGAGGAGAAAAUGCAGAUGAUGAUGGCACAUACAUCGGUCAGCAAUGGUCGGUCAUGGACAAAAGGGCCAUUCAGGAAAACUCUGACUUUGCGCGUUGGGUUAUCGAUCAUGAUAUUGACCCGACUCCGGUCACUCGUAUUGAUUCCCCUAUUUGCAUGGAGGGAGGCGAUCUAAUCACUGAUGGAGAGGGUACACUGCUCAUCACAGAAUGUAGUGUCAUAUGCGACAAACGAAAUCCCAUGAUGACCAAGUUCAGUAUUGAGAGAGAAUUGAAGCGCCUCUUGGGAAUUGAGAAAGUGAUAUGGCUCCCAAGUCGACGGAGCGACGUCACGGAUGAAAAUUUGCACGUUGAGGCACGGUUUGUCCGGCCAGGAGUUAUCGUCUGCUCCAAACCCCAUGGCACUGCGCUUGACCUAUGGAAGGAUAUGCUGGAUGAGAUCGAAGAGACUCUUGACACCGAGACAGAUGCCAAGGGCCGACAUCUUGAGAUUCACACUAUUGAGGAACCAGAUCCUCAGAUCCUGGACAAAACUCCUUUUGAUGAACUCGCCGCUAGCUAUGUCAAUUUUUAUUUUGUGAACGGCGGUUUGGUUCUUCCUAAGUUUGGGGAUGAGGAGAGAGACCAAAAUGCCCUGGAAAUAAUGCAGGCUUUACUUCCUGAGAGAGUUAUUCGACAAGUAUAUAUCAACGCCAUCCAGCUUACGGGGGGUGCGCUGCACUGUGUGACCCAACAGGUUCCUUCCGUCUAA